AUGACCAUGAGCUCCGUAGCCGAGAGUUUGCUGGGCUCCGACCCUUCCAAAGCUUCUUUCCUGGAGCUCGGCCACCCCUCGCCGCCGCACUACCCGCUGCACGGCCUCCACCCCGCCGGCCACCCCCAGCACGACCCGCCGCCCUUCGCUUCCUACGGUCGGCCCGGGUCCUACCCUUACACCGGCGGGGCCCCCCCGCCGCCCCACGGCGGCCCCUACCUGCCCUACCCGCCCGCCGGCGCCCAGCAUCCCCCGGCCGGGCUGGCCCACGGCGCCAGGCUGCAGGACGCAGAGCACGACAAGCCCCCAGCCGUCGCCAACGGGGAGCUGCGCAUCAACGGCAAGGGGAAGAAGCUCCGCAAGCCCCGCACCAUCUACUCCAGCCUGCAGCUGCAGGCCCUCAACCAGCGCUUCCAGCAGACCCAGUACCUGGCGCUGCCCGAGCGCGCCGAGCUGGCCGCCCAGCUGGGGCUCACCCAGACCCAGGUGAAGAUCUGGUUCCAGAACAAGCGCUCCAAGUACAAGAAGAUCAUGAAGCAGGGCUCGAGCGUGCCCGAUGGGGAGCAUCUCCACACCUCCUCGCUCUCCCCCUGCUCCCCCAACAUGCCCCCGCUCUGGGACAUCCCCGUGCCGGGCAAGGGGCCCCCCCUGGCCCCCAGCAACUACAUCAGCAGCUUCGGCGCCUGGUACCAGCCGCACCCGCAGGACACGAUGCCCCGGGGUCCCAUGAUGUGA
Molecule: messenger RNA, 735 nt
Organism: Cygnus atratus (black swan)
Lineage: Eukaryota; Metazoa; Chordata; Aves; Anseriformes; Anatidae
Gene: DLX4
Product: distal-less homeobox 4
Exons: 3
Coding region: 1-735 (244 amino acids)
Biological process (GO): embryo development; negative regulation of transcription by RNA polymerase II; cell differentiation
Molecular function (GO): RNA polymerase II cis-regulatory region sequence-specific DNA binding; DNA-binding transcription factor activity, RNA polymerase II-specific
Source: RefSeq, a predicted model, not a curated record